AUGACUACUCCUUUAUUUUGCAUUCAAGGAGUUUUUUUUUACAUUCAUUUAAAUUUCCAGGGUAUGCCGGGCCACCAGCACCUAUACAGAUAUGUUGCGGUCGCAGCCGUUGUGGGAGUUUCUGCGGCCGGUUUGUACUAUUUGCUGUGGCGCAGGAAUAGCUCGAAGAAGAAGAGCUUAUCUGUGAAGGACUUGAAGGAUUUGGGUAACAAACUGUUCGCUGCCAAGAAAUAUGCAGAUUCUAUUCGUAUUUUCUCGAAAGCCAUUGCUACUAGCGGUUCUGAUAACUGUGAUCUUCUCAAAGCAAUGUGCUACCAGAAUAGGGCUGCCGCAAAGGAGCACCACGGCGGUUAUAAUGUUGAUGAUAUGCUAAGCGAUUGUGAACAGGCCCUGAGUUGCAACCCUCGUUACGCUAAAGCUUACUUCAGAAGGGCACGUCUUUUUCAGAUGAAAAAUGAACACAUGAAUUCCCUUAUAAGCCUUUUUUGUGCUACUCAACUUGACCCUGCACUCGAUACUCAGUCAAGUCAACUUUUGCCAGUUCUAUUGGAAGAGCUGGAAAAGAAAGCGCAUCAAGAGUGGCUUGAUAAUCCUUCUAAUCAUGGAACGGUCAAACAUGUGCGUCAUGAGAAGGUCUACAGUUGGCUACAUAAAACCGUGAUGUCCGACUGUAUUCGUCGUGACGUCCUCACCUUGCAAAUUUCUGGCGAUUCACCUUACGUGAAAGCUAUCCAAAUGAUCCGCAACAAAGACUAUGACAACGUCGCAGAUGUUGCUGUGAAAGAAAGCGGAUCAUAUGAGAUGGAGGCUCAGAUUCUUGCAGCUCGCUUCUAUUUUUAUCGCAAUCAAUUGGAUUCAUGUAAAACUUGUGUGAAUAAGUUUGAUGCUCUCUUCGAGGCGCUGUCUGAGGAGAAGAAAAAAGAGAAAGAGGAACUCAUUGUCGCAAAGCACAUCUUGCUCAUCGAAUCGGGUCGUACAGCAGAGGAAAUUGAAAAAGCCUUAACAAAUGCCGUGAACACGUUGAAAAAACCACUUCCGGACUUCUACGUCAUGGCUGCCUUCCGCUACGUCCUUUGCAAUGAAAUAGUCCGAGCGAUGGACUUGCUGUCUGCUGAAGGAAUGUCGAAAACAAAUAUGAAGCUGCUGCUCCUCACUUUACAAAUCUUGAGAAAUGCCAAUCGUGAGGACAAUAGUCCUGACAUGGCUCUGUUGCACAGCAAUAUUCUGCAAUUGGAGAAUUUCGUUGGAAGCCUUGAGCCCAAGUCGGGUUACGCGUUGUCAAUCCUUGCAAAGAUAACUGCUACAUUCAGCAGCGAUGCGACUGCUCGUAACAUCUCUGACGAGAUUCUUAAAAUGGAACCAAACGAGUCCAUCCAUUACUUUGAUCGAAGGUGGCUAUUGAUACGAGAUGUUCCGUUUUCUGUGCACUGUUGCAUUUUACGCAAACCUUACUCUAGCUGUAUGUCUGCGUCUGGAAAAGAUGCCAUGGAAUACCUCGAGAAGUGCAUGGAACUUGAGCCCUCUCAUCCUGAAGCUAAUCUCAUGUUUGCUAGCUUGAUGAUGAAUGAGAUUGGAUCAAGAGCGGUCACGCCGGACGAAUACGAUAGAAUCGAUAGGCACAUAGCUGUGGCUAUGUCAACUUUUGAUGAUAAUAUCGACUUUCCGAUCAUUCUGGCUGUCUUUCGUCUUCGUGAAGUUCUGAUUGCGAAAAAAGAAGCCGCUCGUAUUCUCACUUGA
This is a messenger RNA of Ostertagia ostertagi, 1737 nucleotides long. NCBI's taxonomy places the organism in Eukaryota, Metazoa, Nematoda, Chromadorea, Rhabditida, Trichostrongylidae. The record is from the annotation of a GenBank genome assembly.